GAAAUUCUUGUCACUUGACCGGAAGUGAAAGUGUUUUUCUGCCUGAACAUAAGCAGGGUUUUAUUUUCCUUAACCGGUGCAGACAUGCGAUAAAAUCACAAGAAUAUAAUUGUUCCGAUCUCUUCUGUAUGUUGUUUGGAUCAGUGUGUUUUGCUGUAUUCAAUUGAUCCAGCAUCAGCAUCAUCGUCAUCAUCAUGCCUCUGACUGCAUCUGUGAUCAACGGGGCCCAAAAGCUGGUCUUGUACGAAACAAGAGCUAGAUAUUUUCUGGUUGGGAGUAAUAAUGCUCAAACCAAACACCGUGUCCUGAAGAUCGACCGAACCGAACCACGAGAUCUGGUCAUUAUUGAUGACAAGCAUGUAUAUAGUCAGAAGGAGGUUCGGGAGCUUUUGGGAAGGUUGGAUUUAGGAAACCGCACAAAGAUCGGACAGAAGGGCUCUUCUGGACUUUCCAAAGCUGUGAUUGCUUUUGGCAUCGUAGGCUUCGUGCGUUUUCUGGAAGGCUACUACAUCGUUCUGAUCACCAAGCGACGCAAGAUGGCCGACAUCGGGGGUCACUCCAUCUAUAAAAUCGAAGACACCAACAUUAUUUAUAUCCCUAAUGACUCGGUCAGAGUCACGCAUCCUGAUGAAAGCAGAUAUUUGAGGAUGUUCCAAAAUGUGGAUCUGUCCAGCAACUUCUAUUUCAGUUACAGCUAUGACCUGAGCCACUCUCUGCAGUACAACAUGACGCUUCUUCAAACGCCCUAUGAUUGUGGAGAAAAUGAGGAGCUCCUCUCCACCAGCAGCAGCAGCACCACCACCAACAAACAGGACAGUUUUGACAUCUUCGAGGAUGAAGGCCUUCCUACGCAAGUGGUGCACGGCUUGAGGAACGAACCUUAUGCUAAAUACGUGUGGAACGGUCGUCUGCUGGAGAAAGUUAAGGACAUGGUGCAUCCUGACUGGCUCCUGUAUAUCAUCCAUGGAUUCUGCGGCCAGUCCAAAUUGUUGAUCUACGGCCGGCCGGUUUACGUCACUCUGAUUGCACGAAGGUCCAGCCGUUUUGCUGGGACUCGCUUCUUGAAGAGGGGAGCCAACUGUGAGGGUGACGUGGCGAACGAAGUGGAGACUGAGCAGAUCAUCCACGAUGCUUCAGUAAUGUCGUUCACAGCAGGCAGCUACUCCUCAUACGUGCAGGUCCGAGGCUCCGUGCCUCUCUACUGGUCUCAGGACAUCUCCACCAUGAUGCCCAAACCCCCCAUAAGAUUGGACCAGGCCGACCCGUACGCCCAUGUCGCGGCGCUUCACUUUGACCAGAUGCUGCAGCGCUUCGGUUCUCCGAUCAUCAUCCUCAACCUCGUCAAGAAGCGAGAGAAGAGGAAACAUGAAAAAAUCCUGAGUGAGGAGCUCUUCCCAGCCAUCAUCAACCUCAAUCAGUUUCUUCCCCCGGAGCACUGCAUCGAUUACAUUGCCUGGGACAUGGCUCGCUAUACCAAGAGUAAACUGUGUAACGUCCUGGACCGCUUGAGUAUGAUCGCUGAGAACGUAGUAAAAAGGACCGGCUUCUUCGUCAACCGAUCCGAUUUCCACUGUCACAUGUUACGGCCUGACGACAGAUGGGGCGAUUUGGGAGGACUGGUUACUGCUCAUGGUAGAAUCCAGACUGGAGUUUUGAGGACUAAUUGUGUGGACUGCUUGGAUCGCACCAACACCGCCCAGUUCAUGGUGGGAAAAUGCGCUCUGGCCUAUCAGCUUUAUGCCCUCGGGAUGAUUGACAAGCCCAAGUUACAGUUUGACACGGACUGCGUCAGGUUGUUUGAGGAGCUGUAUGAAGAUCACGGGGACACGCUGUCGCUGCAGUACGGAGGUUCGCAGCUAGUCCACAGAGUCAAGACCUACCGCAAGAUUGCGCCAUGGACCCAGCAUUCCAAAGACAUCAUGCAGACCCUGUCUCGUUACUACAGCAACGCUUUCUCAGAUGCCGACAGACAGGACGCCAUCAACCUUUUUCUGCAGGUGUACCAGCCUUCAGAGUCCAAACCGCACCUGUGGGAACUGCCUACCGACUUUUACCUCCACCAGAGCAACACAAUGGCUUUGCCACAAGAAAGACGCAGUUAUACUUUCUGGUGGGCAGAUGGUUUGCUGUCGUACCUUCCAGUACCUUAUGAUGAAGUCCCCUGUGAGAAGAACAAGAAGAAGGUGGUGGUAAAGCGAGUUAAUCAGUACGACGAGAGCACAGACAUGUACACGGAGUUCUUCAAACCUUAUGAACUUACCGCUUUCGACGAUACUUUCUGUAUUGCCAUGACCAACUCGGCAAGGGAGUUUAUGCCUAAGAGUGUUGGCCUGGACCCGAGCCCCUUCACUGUGCGGAAACCAGAAGAGACCGGCAAAUCGGUGCUGGGUAACAAGUCCAGCAAGGAGGAGGCUGUGCUGCAGCGCAAGACAGCAGCGAGCGCUCCUCCUCCUCCGAGCGAAGAGCAGAUCUCCAGCAGCUCCGAGGAUGACUCCGAGGAAGAUCGCGAGGACGAGACCACCGCUUCGCAUCGCUACACGCCCAUCAAACUCGCCGAGUCCAGAGACAGCGUCCACGCUCAAGAGGAGCAUCCGCAGCAGCCUGCGAGAGAGCCAUAUGGAUUAAAUCUGUCUGCUUUGCCCAGGGACGAGGACCUCUGCAUAUAUCACAGAUUUUCCCACCUUGGCCAAAACCAACACAAAGUGGAAAGAGAUGAACAGCUGAUGGACACCAGAAACUUUCUGGAAAAUGUCAUUAAUCUGUCUCCAGUGUCCUCGUUCGGCGGAGACAGCAUUUACGAGGUGUCGGCUCCGCGGGUCGAUUUGGAGACCCAGAACAUUUUCCAUGCGCACGUCCACACGGGCCGCGGCCUGAUCAAAACAAUGUGUAGAGAAGACAUAAUCAUUUAUCGCGAGUAUGUAAAAAACAGAUACAUGUGACCCGUUUGUCACAUGUUUUAGCGCUCGUGAAGGCUUUUCAGUACGCCUGGAAGAAGACCUUCUAGUAAAUAAAUGCCGGAAGGUCUUUACAAAAACAUUUUUUCAGUUGACCUUCCUCCAUAAAAAUCGUCUCAGAUCUCACACAAAGGAUUAGAACUGAAGCUUCUCAGCUGAAACCUUUAAUUUUAUUUGCAGUUAUAAACGUUACAAUGACUGGAUAAUAGUGUAGGUUUAUUUCCAAUAUUGCACAUUCCAAUAUCCUCUGUAUAGCACUUGCUUUUAUGAGAGGACUGAUUUCACAGGUCACAUGUACAAGCUGGACUGCUAAUGUGCAUCUUAGUUUUUUUCUUUCUUUCUUUUUGAAAUUUAAAUGAUCAUUAUUUAUAUCGUUCCAUGAUUGCGUUUAAUGUGUAUGUAAAUGAGCUUGUUUGUGUAUUUAUUAAACUUUAUUUCUCCCCUCA
Silurus meridionalis is the source of this 3400-nucleotide messenger RNA. It is a transcript of the gene fig4a, whose product is annotated as FIG4 phosphoinositide 5-phosphatase a. NCBI's taxonomy places the organism in Eukaryota, Metazoa, Chordata, Actinopteri, Siluriformes, Siluridae. Gene Ontology annotation, biological process: phosphatidylinositol dephosphorylation. The coding region runs from base 195 to 2939 and encodes 914 amino acids. Gene Ontology annotation, molecular function: phosphatidylinositol-3,5-bisphosphate 5-phosphatase activity. Gene Ontology annotation, cellular component: intracellular membrane-bounded organelle. The transcript has 24 exons. The record is from RefSeq and is a predicted model, not a curated record.